Messenger RNA from Adineta ricciae, 951 nucleotides. NCBI's taxonomy places the organism in Eukaryota, Metazoa, Rotifera, Eurotatoria, Adinetida, Adinetidae. The record is from the annotation of a GenBank genome assembly.
AUGAGUAUUAGUUCACAUCGUUCCGUUGAAUGUAGUGUAUGCCUUCAACCACUAAUAAACCCUGUUAAACUACCAUGUGGACAUUCCUUUUGUUUUCUAUGUGUAAAAGGUGUAGCAAACGUGAGCCAUAAUUGUGCUCUUUGUCGAAAACCGUUCUCACGUGAACUUAUUGAUAAACCAAAUGUGUUAGCAGCUGAAUUACGCGAUGACGAAUCAUUAUCACCGAGUGAUUCCACUUCACGACACGUAUGGUAUUAUGAAGGACGUAAUGGUUGGUGGAUGUAUGAUCAGCGAACAAACGACGAAAUUGAUCAAUCAUUUCGUCGUGGUGAUCGACGAGUGGAAAUCUUGAUUGUGGGUCAUCUCUAUAUUGUUGAUUUCGAGAAUAUGAAUCAAUAUCGUUUGAAUGAUACACAACGUCGUCGUCGAAUCAAGUAUGAUUUAAUCUCUGCACCAAAGAAAGGAGUUGCUGGAUUGAAACUCGAUCUCCAGCGAACAACGCAAUACAAUCCAGCGAAUGAUGAAACACCUGUUGUACCAUCUCUAGCUUCGUCAAUACCAUCAAUAAUCGCAAAUUCUUCUCCGGCAGAUCAAUCUCGAUCAAAUGCUGACGGAGAAGAGCCGAAUCUAGCAUCGCCUGCCGUUCUUCCCGUCGAUGACACUAAUCGAACAGCUAUUCGACAACCUGCUGAUGGCCUUGGUAAUCCGAGUACGACUAAUCCAAAUACUUGGCGAACAAGUACCAACGUCGACGGACGUCGCUUAAUAUCAUCGAGCAGUGAUGACGAUGAUGAUGACGAAGACGAAGUUCCACGCGCAUCUCGACUCCGACCUGUUUUGAUUGGUGGCGAAGACGAUACCCAGUAUAACAACCAUUCCAAUAAUAUUCCUGUCGAUGACAAUGAUAAUACAAUAUUAACUAAUCUUUCAUUGAAUGACUCGAAUAAUUAA